AUGGGUAAAUUUUCACUAAGGCCUGAUAGGAAAAGAUUACGUUUAUCUACUAAACGUAAAAAUCGACGACUUGCUAUGAAAAAAAGCACCAAUAACAAUAAUGACAAUGACAAUAAUAUUACUGAUGCUGGUCCAUCAAAUUCAAAAGAAAACUCAAUGGAGAUAAAUUCUGCGGAAUCCACAAGCAAUUUAUCGGAUUUAUCAGAAUUUCAAGAAACUAUUGAAGAUAGUCAAGAUAGACCUACUGUAAACUUAAAUAAUUCGAGCAAUUUAUCGGAUUUAUCAAAAAUUCAAGAAACUAUUGAAGAUGAACCCUCUGUAAACUUAGAUAAUUCGAGGCAAAUCACUACUGAUGAAAAGUCUGAUACAAUAAACUCGAAUUCAGCUAUGGUAUUGGGUGCCAUUUCAACUGGGAUAGGAUAUUCGCAAAUAAAUGAGCUUGCAGCUUCUCUCAAUAUGCCUUUUAUGACAUCAAAAACCUUUAAUCGUUAUCAUGAAUCUGUAGGCGGAUAUAUCAGAGAAUCACUAUGUAUGGAAAAUGCCGCAGCCAAAGAAGCUGAGUUAGCUCUAGAAGAAGGCGACGUAGAUGAGAACGGUAUUCCAUGUAUCACAGUCGUUACUGAUGGCGCUUGGGCUAAACUCUCUUACAAUGUAAAUUAUGAUUCUAUGUCUGGUGUGGCUUGUAUAAUAGGUUACAGAACGGGUAAUCUUUUAUUUCUUGGUAUAAGAAAUAAAUAUUGUUCAUUAUGUUCUUAUUAUGAAAAUAAAGGGCAAGAUAUCCCUAUACACAAAUGUUACAAGAAUUGGCAAGGAACAUCAACAUCUAUGGAGACAGACAUCAUAGCAGAAGGUUUCAAAAACAGCAUAAAACUGCAUAAAUUAAAAUAUACCAAAAUGGUCGGAGAUGGCGAUUCCUCUGUAUACAGAAAAUUAAUCCAAAUAAAACCUUACGGAAACACAUUGGUCCAAAAAGUUGAAUGCAAAAAUCAUUUAUUGCGGAAUUUUGCUAAGAAAAUUAGGGAAAUAUGCAACAAAAACCGAAGCAAUAAAAAUAUAGCAGUUCCUAUGGCUUUACGAAAAGAAAUUUUUAGCAAAUUUAUGCGACUAAGAACAGCGAUUACAAAGGCCACUGCAUAUCGAAUCUCAGAAAAUAAUACUAUUGAUGAAAAUAUAAAUUUAUUGAGAGGAGAUAUAAGUAAUUCUCCUAGUCACGUAUUUGGUGAACAUGCUAAAUGCAAAGAAUUAAAUUACUUCAAAUGUAAUAAUUUGAAUGAAAAAAAUUUAAUUCCUGCUAUGAAAGAAUGUGGUAUUUAUGACGACAUUAUGCUGGCUUUAAAGAGAUUGCUGGAUAAUACGAGUAGCCUUAUAUUGAACAUGGAUAACAAUUUGGCAGAACAUUACAACAGUGUGGUUUGUAAGUUCGUCGGAGGUAAAAGAGUUAACUUCUCUCUUCGGGGUGCUUAUCAAACUAGAUGUGAGGCAGCAGCAUUGUCGUUUAAUUCUAAAGGGGAUUACUACAGGAACAUCUAUAAAACUGCAACAGACGUCAAAAGCCAAGAAUAUUUGGAAAAAGCUGAAGAUUUUCUUAAUAAUCUUAAGAAAACUGCAGAGGAGAUCCACUGCAUAGAAAGAAACACGAUCGGGCAGUCAGCCAACCUCUGCUGGAUCCAAGAAAGCGCGGUUAGGAUAACAGCUUCAAAUUUUGGUAAAAUUUGCAAGAUGCGUCCACAAACAUCAAGAGCAACCACAGUGAAAACUUUGCUAUAUGGAAACUUUCAUGGUAAUACAGCCACAAGAUACGGCAACGAUAGUGAAGCACGCGCUAUUGCUGAAUUUGAAGACAAAUAUAAAGUCAAAAUUUCUCAAUGUGGAUUGUUUAUAGAUAAGAAAAAUUAUUAUUUAGGGGCUAGUCCGGAUGGAUUAAUUGGUGAUACCCAAUUAAUGGAAAUAAAAUGUCCAUAUUCCAUCUGUAAUAUGAAUCCAGCAGAAGCCAUCAAAGAAAAAAAAUUAGCAUUUGCUGAAUUCGUGGAUAAUGAAUUUCACUUGAAACGGAAUCAUAACUAUUACUACCAAAUCCAGGGCCAACUGGCAAUAGCUGAUAAGCAGAUGUGUUAUUUUGUAGUUUGGAGUCCUCAUGGGAUGGUAGUAGAAGAAAUUUUUCGAGACUUGCAAUUCUGGAAUGAAAAAUGUAUUCCUAAAUUGAAAUCCUUUUAUGAAAAUUUUGUUUUGCCCGAAUUGAUAGACCCCCUUUAUCCAAAAGACCUGCCGAUACGAGACGAAAUUGUGUUCCGAGAUGCUCUUCUUAUUGACACCAUAUAACGGGGAUAGUUACCAAACUCAUCCAAUGCAAAGCAUUUUUUUACAGACGUCAAAAAAUGACAACAUUUUCACACUCAUUUCUGUGCGAAAAAUCCCACAAUGGUUUUAUUGGAAAUUGAACGACAAAGUUUAUUGAUGAACUAGCGUAUACCCAGGGUGCGCUACUACCCUAAAAAAAGAAUUGCAUUUUGUUAAUUUUUUUAUAAUUUUUUUCAUUUACCAAAUAAAUUCUCCGCCCUUGGUUAUUCUAUAAUUUGAAUAUGGCUACGGUGCGCCAAUGAACUUUUGCAUGAAUAUUUUGAGAAAGAGCCAGCCGAGCGUCGCGGAGUCUCUGGCGAAGUGGCCGG
Molecule: messenger RNA, 2666 nt
Organism: Ceutorhynchus assimilis (cabbage seed weevil)
Lineage: Eukaryota; Metazoa; Arthropoda; Insecta; Coleoptera; Curculionidae
Source: the annotation of a GenBank genome assembly